CGAACUUGGAAUGUCGGAUGACUCACCAUUCGAGUGAAGAUAGCAAAUGGAGGCAAGUGAAUUUGAUUGUUUCUUACUCGCAGUAAUUAAUGUCUGCUCUUAUUUAAUUACAACACAUUGAGCCAACUUUGUUACAAGUAUUUACCUGCUUAUUUUAAAUUUAAUACUAAUUAUUUAUCUAUUGAUCUUCUGUGAAGUCAAGACUAUUAAUUAAUCAUAAAAUGUCAGAGCAGUUAAUCAAAGUCGAGUACGCUAAGACAGGGCAAUCUGUCUGCUAUAAAUGUUACGAAAAGAUUAAAAAAGAUGAACUACGAAUCGGAAAAAUUAAAAAGAGUUCUCAAAUUUCAACUGGGGCUAAAACUGUAUCAUGGUUCCAUGGUCAAUGCUUUUUUGAUGAAAAUAAUCCAAAAUCAAUUACUGAGAUCGAUAAUUUUGACAAUAUUAAGUGGGAAGAUCAAGAAUUUAUUCGGAAAAAAAUUGAAAGUGGACCAGUUCCCGGUACAAGUAAAGAAAGUCAACAUCCGAAAACGGAGAACAAUUUAAAAAAAUCUUAUGUAAUUGAAUACGCUCUAUCAAACAAGUCAAUCUGCGCUGGGUGUGAAGUUUACAUUUUAAAAAAUGAUGUGCGUGUUCAGGUAUCAGAGAAAAGUUCUUACCAGUGGUAUCAUUUUGAAUGCUUUUGUAAGCUACGGUGUCAGCUAGAUUUCUUUGAGGAAGGAACCCAUCUUCGUUAUUACAAAGAAUUAAAGAAAAAAGAUCGGGAUCUUGUUAAGAAGGCUUUACCAGAUAUCAAAGAAAAUCAGCCCCCGAAAGAAAAGAAAGUGACAGCUCCCGUCAAAGUGAACACUGCAGUCAAUCAAAAUCUAAAAUGCUCUGAAGAACUUAGAAGACAGAAUGAAGAAUUGUUUGAGGUUAUCGAUGAGGUGAAGAUGAUGAAGGCUAAGGAUGUCACGGAAUUGUUGACUUUUAAUAGCCAAUUCACUCCCACCGAUAGAACUGAACUGUUUGAAACUUUGGCCGAUCGUCUGGUCUUUGGAGCUCUGCUCCCGUGUCCUAUUUGUUCGGGACAGCUCACAUUCAAGUCCGGGUCAGGCUAUAAAUGUUUCGGUAACAUCAGCGCAUGGACCAAGUGCGUUAAUGUUGAGUUAAAUCCGAAAAGACGUAAAUUUUUAAUCCCUGAGGUAUACGAGGACAAAUAUUACUUUUUACUCGAGUACAUACCUAAGGUAGAGCGUCGUAUUUUACGUGCAAUUGCCCCCACAAAUUUGCCUGCUCCAGCGAAAAUGCCCGUUAAAAAAGAACAGAAAGUUAACGGUCCCAAAGUUAAUCGGGGUCCCAUGCCGCUCAGAGGAAUGCAGUUUGUCCUGGUCGGGAAAACUAAAAAGACCAAAGACACACUGAAGAGUGAAAUAUUCCAACUCGGUGGUUCCUGUAUCACUAAAGUUACUGCUAAUGUAGCAGCGGUAAUUGCCAGUGAAGAUACAGUAAAAAAAGCUGGUAAAGCCAUAGAAGAUGCCAAGAAAUUAGAUAUUCAAGUUAUUUCUGAGGACUUUGUUGAAGAAGCCAAAGUCUAUAAAACUUCAGCGGUCCCAUUAAUCGUGAAGAAAAACAUCUGCAGUUGGGGAAGUGAUCCCACGCCUCGAGUAAACGCUUGCAUUAAAAUAUUAACAGCUGCCGUAAGAGGUCGACAGGUUGAAGAACCAGCAACUGGAACAAUAAAACUGCAAGUAAAAGGCGGUGGAGUCGUAGAUUCCAACUGUAGGCUCCGGCAUUCUGCGCACGUUUACCAACGUGGUGAUGAAAAAUUCACCGUCACACUUGGAAUCACUGACAUCCAAGUGAAGAAAAAUGAUUUCUUUAAAAUGCAGGUAUUGGAGAGUGACACCAAAAAUUCGUAUAGUAGUUACUGGUUUUAUUACACCUGGGGGCGCAUUGGCGAGACUGUAGAUAGAACUAAAAAUACCAAAACCUGUUGGUUCAAUCGAGAUGAUUGUAUCACGAAAUUUAAACAGUUGUUUAAAGAAAAAACGGGCAAUUCAUGGGAUGAACGCAACAACUUCGUAAAACUUCCGGGUAUGUAUUAUAUGAUUGAUACCGAAGAAAUUCAUGAUUCAGAUGUUAAUUUGGAGUCAACCAUACCAAGUGCUCUACAAAAACCAGUUCAAGAGCUGGUGCGACUUAUUUUUGAUGUCAUCAGUAUGAAAGAGACAAUGAAAGAGUUCGAGCUCGAUGUUAAUAAAUUGCCUUUGGGAGCACUGUCUAAAAAUCAACUUCAAAAAGCUUAUCUUGUGCUAAAUGAUUUGCUCUCAAUUGUCAAGAGUGGCAAAAAAAAUUCAGUAGCACUCAUUGAUCUUUCGAAUCAAUUUUACACUUUGGUUCCUCAUUCAUUUGAAGUAAACGAUCCCCCGAUUCUGAACUCACUGAAACUACUAAAGGCGAAAUGUGAUAUGGUAAAUUCAUUACUUGAGAUGGAGAUAACGUACAAGCUACUAAAUACACAAAAGGAUGCUAACAUAAAUCCUCUGGACUCACAUUACUUUCAACUCAAUACAGAGAUUCGUGUUUUGGAUAAAAAUAGUUCUGAGUUUAUUUUGAUAAAUUCAUACGUGAAUAAUACGCACGCAUUUUCGCAUAAUUCUUAUAAACUAAAAAUACAUCAAGUCUUUGUCAUUAAUCGCAAAGACGAAGAGCAGAGGUUCCGACCUUUUGCGAAGCUGCAUAAUAGAAGACUACUCUGGCACGGAUCGCGUACUACAAACUUUGCUGGUAUUCUGUCUCAAGGAUUGCGCGUCGCACCACCAGAAGCUCCAGCUCAUGGUUACAUGUUCGGAAAAGGAAUUUACUUUGCUGACAUGGUCUCAAAAUCAGCCAACUACUGUCACACUUCCAAUCAAAGUCCUACUGGACUUUUACUACUCUGCGAAGUCGCGCUCGGAAACAUGUAUCAGAAAUGUCAAGCCGAGUAUAUCGUGCAACUUCCAAAUCACUUUCAUUCGACUUUCGGUAAAGGCAGAAUUGGCCCAGAUCCCAGGACCACUUUUACAACUUCUGACGGGGUUACAGUUCGAUAUGGGCGCGCAGUUUACCAAACAAUACCUUCGGAGAUAACUCAAUUACGAUACAACGAGUACAUUGUUUAUAACCCAGCUCAAGUAAAAGCUAAAUAUCUUCUGCAAGUUAAUUUCGAAUACAACCUCUAACAUAUUUAUUUUAACAAUUGAUAUUUAUUAAAUUCUAUUUAUUUAUAAGCUCAGUAGCGCUUUUUUCGCUUGUUUUUUUUUUUAUUUAUCGAUUUGUCCGCUGGCGGAUUUGAUUCUAUAUUUUUGCACUUGAUAUUAUCUAAUUUUUCUAAGAAGACCUAUAAAUAUUUUUUAGAAAUUAAAUACAUUAUUGAUAUUUUUUUUUAAUUUGUAUGUUUUGUCAGGCGCCUAUAAAAUAGUUCACGCACUGGAUAACUCAUACAUUAUAUACCAUUUAUAAGCAUUAAGAUUUAUUAAGAUUUAAGGAAGCUAUAAUUAUUUUUAAUUAAUAUUUAACAAAUUUGUAUUUGAAAUCGACCAAAUACUUAUUGAUAAUAGAUGCGAAUAAAUUAUAAUUUUUUUGUAUUUUUAAAAAUAAUUCU
Molecule: messenger RNA, 3622 nt
Organism: Microplitis mediator
Lineage: Eukaryota; Metazoa; Arthropoda; Insecta; Hymenoptera; Braconidae
Product: poly [ADP-ribose] polymerase-like
Exons: 3
Coding region: 222-3200 (992 amino acids)
Cellular component (GO): nucleus
Molecular function (GO): NAD+ poly-ADP-ribosyltransferase activity; NAD binding; DNA binding
Source: RefSeq, a predicted model, not a curated record